Messenger RNA from Solanum lycopersicum (tomato), 696 nucleotides. The record is from RefSeq and is a predicted model, not a curated record. Lineage: Eukaryota; Viridiplantae; Streptophyta; Magnoliopsida; Solanales; Solanaceae.
AUGCCGUCUAGUGAAGAAAAUGUGAGAAAGGAUAAUGAUAAUGCGGUAAAAGGUAGUGGUGAAGAAGAGGAAAGUAAUGGAAAAGAUGCAGAAGCACCUAUCAGUGUUUAUAAGAUUUUGUAUGCUAUAGGGGUUAGUUCAAAUGAGAAGGAUAAGAUAGCCGCUUACCAACCCAAAGAUGUGGCUCGAACUUGGUACACUCAAUGGAAGGAAAGUGGGGCUUUGAGAGGGGGUACCAUAUGUUGGGAAGUAUUUAGGAAGACAUUUCUUGAUUGGUUUUUCCCAAGGGAAAAAAGAGAGGCAAAAGUGGAAGAGUUCAUCAACCUUCCUCAAGGGUGUAUGUGUCUUCAAGAAUACUCUUUGAAAUUUAUCAAGUUAUCCAAGUAUGAUUCGUCUUUCGUGUCUAAUCCUAGAGAUGAAAUGAUCCAUUUUGUGAUGGGUAUGUACGAUUAUCUUGUGGAAGAGUAUCGCGUUGUAAUGAUUCAUGAUAAUGUAGAUUUUUCUCGUUUGAUGGUGCAUACUCAAAAAGUUGAGGCGAGAAGGCUUAAGAGGAAAUAUAGGGAUACUAAGAGGGCAAGGCCCUAUGAUGGAGUUACUUCAAUGGGUAAGUUUGAAAUUCAAGAAAAACCAAAGAUCAAGAAGAGAUUAUCCAACCAAGUUUCUUCUAAUUUGCCAAAGGCUAACAAGUAUAGAUAG